Spathaspora passalidarum NRRL Y-27907 is the source of this 2724-nucleotide messenger RNA. RefSeq lists its product as uncharacterized. Bases 1 to 2724 code for a protein of 907 amino acids. The record is from RefSeq and is a predicted model, not a curated record. Lineage: Eukaryota; Fungi; Ascomycota; Pichiomycetes; Serinales; Debaryomycetaceae. The transcript has a single exon. Gene Ontology annotation, biological process: protein secretion.
AUGUCGCCACCCAAGAUAGAGGAGCUUCCAAAGAAGAAUCCAUUCGCAAGCAGGAAGAAAACCACAAUCAAACGAGAUGCGAAAGAAGUAUACCCCCGUCAAGGUUUGAACAAGCCUGAUUUCGUUCCGUCAACUCCGCUUGAUGUCUUGUUUGCCCAGUUGGAAAAACUAUUGGACUUGCCAUAUGACAAACUUUCAUUGAACUCAUUAUAUCUGACAAUAUUCCCUAAUGAUACAACGGCUGAGUCACUGUUAGACCAAAGGUACCGAGUGAUUGAAUAUUUACUUGAUUGUUUAAUCAACAUUCAAAAGUACUCCAUGGAAUCUCCUAAAGACAAGAACUUGGUCAGUAUUUCCCUUCAUGAUAUCAAAACCUUCAGUAAGUUAAUCAACGUCAUUAUAAUUCAUGGAAUCUACCCAUGUAUAUCCCCAUUCAACAUUGGUAUCCCGUUCAACAAACGUCGUUUGAAACAAUUCACCAAGGAUAACAUCACCAUCGACAAGCUUGCUUCCAAUAAUGAGCAAUUGCUUAUGUUGAUAUACACUAAACUAUUCCAGGUGUUUUCACAACCAUCGGAUGUCGCUGAUUUGUUAACUAAGGGAACAGGAUACUCUGAUUUCCUCACUAUUUCCAUAGCAUUGAUCACACAAUUCAAUCAUCAAGAAGUACUUGACAAAUUUGACCAGAUAGAAGCAAUUCCUUCCACCUACGAAUUAUACCUGACAUACUCCCUACUCCUAGCCACGCCAGGAUCACCACGGUUGUUUGCUCAAUUUGUAAUGGCCCAUCUUCAACAACUUGUAUAUACUCGACCAGAUGGUCUUCUUAGUCUCAUCGAAUUCGUCUUGGGGCUUCGCGAUAAUGAAGAUAUCCAAAUUGAAAAAUUCGACCAGGUUGCCGAUGUUGUCCUUCAGAAACCGAAGACUAUAGCAACAAAACCGUACUUUACAAGUAUCGGCCAACAAGCUUAUGAUUUGUUGGUUAAUAUCAAUCGACCAGUGGUUACCAGCUGUGUCAGUUAUGUGAUUGAUAAACUUUGGAUCAGGAACAAAUUAGUGGUGCAUGAUUUCUUUUUAAGCCACUUGCAUGACGCUUUUAAUCCGAAGGAUGGUGUCACUAGUGAAGCUCAAUUGAAUAAUGCCGUGAAUGUGUUGAUUUCACUCACCAAGAAAUCACCAGCGCUUGAUCUCUAUCUGGAGAUAGUUGGCCUGAUAUUGGUUCCUCUCUGGGGAUACUUCACUUUUCUCAAAAAGCACGAGAAACCAAGCGAGGUUGUAUCUGGAUUAUUAACUAGUUAUUUCACGGUCGUAGAGACUGGAUUGGAUGAUAUUUCAAAGAACCUCGUUACUGAUGGAACUGACCUGUGGAAAUUUUCUCUAGGACCCAACUCAAUGACUGAGAUUGUCCCCAGAAAUGCGGAAUUUGAAAACAAGAGUAAAGAAGCAAAAGUUAAUCAAUUCAUUAACGACUUAGACUUUGCCAUUGAUUGCUUUGUCAUAUUAUUACAAGAUCUUACGGAUGAGCUAGUCAAUUCCUUGUUUGUGUCCGUGCUUAAACGCUGGUUGAGCUCUGAUGAUGCUUUGGAACAACGCAAUCCAUUUAUUAUGUUGGUUGAUUUACGUGUUUUAGAAAGUGUAGGGAAUAAAUUUAAGGAUAUUUUGGCGAGAACACCUAAAGAAAUGCUUGAGAUUGUUGCGUCCUUCUUACAAAGUCAUCCUGUUACUAAACAAGAAGAUGAAGACUCUGACGAUGAAGAAGAAGAAGAAGAAUCUGAUGAAACGACAUCACUCUUGCUUCAACUCUUAUCUGCCAUUCUUACCGAAACUACAAACUUUUCCGAUUGUCAAUCUCUUCUUGAUCAAAUCUCAAAGUCGUUGACUCGCCUCAAUACCCUGCAAUCGUUAGCGCUCGCUUCCAGAAUCGCCAAUUUACGAACAAGUUCGCUCCAACCACUCAGUCAAGACGAGUCUGAUAAACUUGUACUUACUCGUGCCAUCGCAUCACUCAAUGAUCCAUUAGUUCCUAUCCGUGCACAUGGCCUUUACUUACUCCGACAAUUGAUCCAAGCCCAUUCACCAAUAAUCACUGUUGAUUUCGUGAUUAACUUACACUUGGUUCAAUUGAAGGACCCUGAGCCGUUCAUUUACCUAAACGUAAUCAAGGGGCUUGAAGCCAUGAUUGAGUUUGAUGACAGCGUAGUCACUUCUCUCUGUGAGUUGUACGGGGCAGGCGAAGACAUUGAUGAGAGAUUACGAAUUGGUGAAGUUUUGUUAAGACGGGUCCAGCAAGGCGGGGUCAUGCCUGAACCGAUCGUCGUCACCGCUUUGCGAUUGAUUGAACGACGUGAAGUUGUAGUUGACGAUCGGAUACGUAUGUCUGCCAUGUCAAUCUUGGGUUCUUGUUGUCGAGUCAAUCCAUUGGGGAUGCUUGGUCAUUUGGAACAGGCCUUGGAUUGCGCGUUGGGAAUCUUGGAUUUGGAACUGGAUGAAGAUAAGGCGAUCAUGAGACGUAGUGCCGUAGUGUUAAUUCACGAUUUGGUAUUGGGUACAAGUGAGAGUGAUAAGGUUCCAUUCCCAGAAAAGUAUAGGGAGAGGGUAAUUGUUAAAUUGCGGUAUGUUCUGGAGACUGACUCUGAUUUGCUUGUGCGUGAACAGGCAACUGCUGUUUUGGAUACCAUUGACGAGUUGGUUAAAUUAGCCAUGGAGUUAUAUGAAGAGAAAUAG